CAGAAUUGGUCACAGUAGUCGUACCGUUCUCGUUGCCAGUUAAUCGGGAUAAUCAGCAAUAUUAGUGACUCGUACAUACCUACAUAGUCUCCCUUAUUUUUAAAGGGUGCAGCACAUUUACGUUUAAUUUCUUUUAAUUUUCUUGACCACUGGGACUAAAAGUAUGACCAUGAAGAAUCUCACUUUCCCCAGAACCCCACCCUUCGUCAUCAUCACUCUGCUUAUCGCAUCAUCCCUUCUUCAGAAAUCCAUUGCCACGAAGGAGGUGGACCAAGGGACACUUUCUCCAAAGUCUGACGACUUUGUUGGAAGUGAGGAAAGCAACUUUCUGCAGGAAGGAGUGUUGCCACUUGAAGAGGACACUGUUAAUAGUUACGAAGGGAUAUAUAGCAAUAGGAUGAGAGGAGGAGGAGGUUAUUCGCCUUGCCACCCCGUCGUCCUCCCACCCCCACCGACCUCUUCGUACCACUACUACUACUCCAAUUCCAACCCAGGGAACGAGGGGGAAUAUCCCAACCUUGUGUCAAAGAGGACCUUUCAGCCCUGGGGAGGAAAGAGGGCACGACUAACUGACUACUUUCACCGCCUCUCGUCCUACAAGAGGGACACUUCCCUCGGCAACACGAGGUCACUAAAAAGCGACGUCCCAACCGCGAGAAGGUCUACUUUUAAUCCAUGGGGGGGAUAAGUACAAGGGAAAAUGAGAUUUAAGUAUGUGUCCAAAUAGCUAUAAUAUUUAUUUCCAUUUCUUUCAACUCUUUCAAGGAGUUUUGAACAAGCUCGUUUAUUUUUCAGUGGAAUCUAUUUAUUUGUGACAAAAUUUUUGAGAAAUUCGGAGACUCAAUCGUUUUGAUUGACAAUUGUUCAAUGUUGAGAGUAAUCUACUGAUAUGUGUCCAUCUUGUGAAAAGUUGGAGCAUUUUACUCGUCUUCUAAGUAUUUUCCAAUGUAAAACUUUCACUUUCCUCCUCUCUAUCAAUCUUUCUCUCUCUCCCUCCCUAGCCUCUAAUAAUUUCAUGUAACGAUGUAAAAAUAUGUGUAAUGUACUAUGUACAUGGCUGUCGAUUGUAUUUGAAGCAAUCUCAUCUUGUGAAAAUAAAAUAUGGUGCAAGGAAUAUGCAGUAUGCGUGAUAUGCCGUUAAAUGAGUAAAAUUUAUUUAUUACUUCAACAUCCGUAAUGAAUGCAUAUUUGGUGUCUAGUUUUCAAUGAGAAAUAAUUCACCCACAAUUUGUUUAAUAAUUUGGUUUUAAUUGCCAAUUUGUAGAGAAAAGAGAAAAGGAAAAAAACAAAGUCAUACAUAUAAGUGUACAAGUACAAUCGUAAAAUAAAAUCAACUAGCAACUCAUCAGAGAGAAAUUGGAAUUUGAAACUAAACCAAUCGAAAUUGUGCCGAUAUAGAAAAUAGAUCAAACCAUCAAUCCAUAUACAUAUGUGUAAAUCAAAAUUCUUAGCCUAUCCAAUCAUGAGGCAUUACAACUAUUACUUUACAAUUACAAUAACUAUGAUACAAUUGGAAUUUUAUGUUUAAGACCGGAAUUAAUGGUACGAUUAGUGUAGUAGCUGGCAAUACAUAUAAUAAGUCAAUACAAUGGAACGAGUCUAAUUUAGAGGAGGUAAAAUGGUACAA
Folsomia candida is the source of this 1627-nucleotide messenger RNA. RefSeq lists its product as uncharacterized. The record is from RefSeq and is a predicted model, not a curated record. Bases 164 to 688 code for a protein of 174 amino acids. Lineage: Eukaryota; Metazoa; Arthropoda; Collembola; Entomobryomorpha; Isotomidae. The transcript is spliced from 2 exons.